CAACACUCAGAAACAGACAAUCAGAAACAACAUUGCCAAGGAUUGUUUAAAAAAGAAUGGCUUGAAUCACUCUACAGACGGUAAACAAUUUGUACAAGCUCUAUGCUGAAGCAAUCCCAGGAUAAAACAUUGCUCAACUAAUCUACCUUGGGAUUUUGCAGAAUAAAGAGAGAGGAGGAAAAGAUCCAUGCUCCCAGGUACGGGAAAGAGAGAAAUCUAGUGUGGGAGAGCUCUCCAUGGAAAGAUGCGAAAGGAAGAGGUCAGAAAAGAAAACAGAGCAAGGUCAAGUCCAUGAAAAAUUCCAGCUGAUGCUCCUGAGGAUUUAUGAGCAGCUUGCCAGUAUUCAAAAGCAAAGGCAAGGGCUGCCAUGGUUAGAAGUAAAAUUAAGAAUUGAGUCUUCAAUGCCUGAUUUAGUGACAGGAAGAUGCUCCAAGCCAACAGACGAUCCAAGGCUGAUGCUAGUCUGAGCAAGAAGGAGCAUCACUGUCUGGAAGGGCCUGGGACAGUGACAGCAAGCAGGAUUACACUUUUUAGCAAAGACAGAAGCAGUAGCAGCCUGGCCAGGACCGGACUCACACCCUGAGCUGGGCUGACUCCCAGCAUCUAAUUUAGCCUAAUCCCUAAAUGCUACCAAAACAUAGUAUUUUCUUCUCAUGACGUGACUGUAAAGAAUCUGAAAUAAAUGUUGCAUUUUCACAUUUUUCUUGUUACUGCAAAAGUGACAAGCACAAAGCAAAGGCAUUCUGUUUUCUUGGGGAACGAUUUCCUCCGUAUCUGGGAGUUCUGCAGUGCCGGUUCCCGCGGGGCGCCGGAAAGCCCGGGGGGGCUUGGAGAGCCGUACCCACACGCCUCUCGCCAGCUCUCCCAGUGCGGGCGGAGGCGCCAGAUUUAAGAGGAAAAAGGCGCCGCAAGCGGGAGAGAAGCGAGCACAGGGCGGAGGCGAGGCCGGAGGGCACCGGAGCCGGCCGGGGUGCGAGCUGCCCGGCGCUUCCCAGCCUCAUUCUCCCCGGAGCUGGUGUCAGCUUGGAUCUGAACGCUGCCGUCGCCGCUCUCCUCGGAGCCGCAGCUGUCCAUUAGAGCUGCCGCCGGCCGCACAGCUCGUCUCCAUCCUCCUCAAGGUCUCGGAUGGAAGCAGCGCGCAACAGCAUGGCCCUCGAGAGGCUCGGGGAAGCGCUGCACGGCAUCCCCCCGUUGCAAAGCUCGCUCCUGCUCAUCCUCUGCCUGCUCGCCGCCAUCCACCUGGGCAAGCUCCUCCUGCAGCAUCAGCAGCGCCGGCGGCAGGGCCAGCGCCGGGCGCCGCCGGGCCCUUUCCCCUGGCCCCUGAUCGGCAACGCGGCGCAGCUGGGCAGCGCCCCGCACCUCUCCUUCGCCCGGCUGGCCAGCACCUACGGCGCCGUGUUCCAGCUGCGCCUGGGGCGCUGGCCCGUGGUGGUGCUGAACGGGGAGCGCGCCAUCCGCCAGGCCCUCGUCCGCCAGGGGGCCGCCUUCGCCGGCCGCCCGCCCUUCCCGUCCUUCCAGCUCGUGUCGGGCGGGCUGAGCCUGGCCUUCGGCGGAUACUCGGAGCUCUGGAAGCUGCACCGGCGGGCGGCGCACGCCACGGUGCGCGCCUUCUCCACGGGCAGCCCCGCCACCCGCCGCCUGCUGGAGCGGCACCUGGUGGGCGAGGCGCGGGCGCUGGUGGCGCUGCUGGUGCGCGGCAGCGCCGGCGGCGCCUUCCUCGACCCCUCGCGCGUCCUGGUGGUGGCCGUGGCCAACGUGAUGAGCGCCCUGUGCUUCGGCCGCCGCUACAGCCACGGCGACGGCGAGUUCCUGCGCAUCGUGGGGCGCAACGAGCAGUUCGGGCGGGCGGUGGGCGCCGGCAGCCUGGUAGAUGCGCUGCCCUGGCUCCAGCGCUUCCCCAGCCCCGUCCGCGCCGCCUACCGCGCCUUCCGCGACCUCAACCGCGACUUCUACGGCUUCGUCCGCGGCAAGUUUCUGCAGCACCAGCGCAGCCUGCGCCCCGGGGCCGCCCCCCGCGACAUGAUGGACGCCUUCAUCCGCCUGCAGCGGGAGCAGCCGCGGCUGCAGCUCGAGCACGUGCCCGCCACCGUCACCGACAUCUUCGGCGCCAGCCAGGACACGCUCUCCACCGCCCUGCAGUGGCUCCUCAUCUUCCUCAUCAGGUAUCCGAAAGUGCAGGCUAAAAUGCAAGAGGAAGUGGAUAGGAUUGUUGGAAGAGACCGUCUGCCAUGUGUUGAAGAUCAGCCUCACCUGCCCUACAUCAUGGCUUUCCUGUAUGAAUCCAUGCGUUUCAGCAGCUUUGUGCCUGUGACUAUCCCACAUGCCACCACGACCAACACCUUCAUCAUGGGCUACCUCAUUCCCAAGGACACCGUCAUCUUUGUCAAUCAGUGGUCAGUGAAUCAUGACCCAGCAAAAUGGUCCAACCCCGAGGACUUUGAUCCAACAAGAUUCCUGGAUGAGAAUGGGUUCAUCAAUAAAGAUCUUACUAGCAGCGUGAUGAUUUUCUCAUUGGGGAAGCGUCGGUGUAUUGGAGAGGAGUUAUCCAAGGUGCAGCUCUUCCUCUUUACCUCCAUACUGGUGCAUCAGUGCAAUUUUACUGCCAAUCCAAACGAGGACCCUAAAAUGGACUUCACCUACGGGCUGACCAUUAAGCCUAAGCCGUUCACCUUGAAUGUUACCCUUAGAGAUACGAUGGAUUUGCUCGACCAGGCUGUCCAAAGACUGCAAGCAGAGAAAGCAGCCAGUGAAAGUCAGCUGUCAGCAAAUGCCUAAGCAAUAAGCCCUGUGUCUACAGAUAACCUCCCUCUCUCUUUUUAGACUUAUAUAACUCAUAGCUUGUUCUGGUGAUAUUUUUGGUACAUAGCCAAUAUUACACGUUAUAAAAGCAGGAAGCAAAGUUGCACAAGGUAUAAUUCAGGCAUCUUUUUAAUUCUAGAAGGAGAGCCAGGGGAACAAUAUAUUAAAUGAUAAAACAUAUGCAAUUUGAAAGUAAGCCUUUUCUUUUCUAGCUGGUUCACAGAAGUUGUCAUUCUAAAGUGCUUUUUAUCUACUGACUGGUUGGAGCAUCUCCAGGAACUGUCUCUGUAAUCCUUUCCAUGUCUCCAUGCACUAUGCCUUAACUCUAAGUUUGCCUUCAGUGACUCCACAUUCAGAAGUGAAGUCUCUUAUUAAAAAAAGAACAAAAGCAGUUGCUCAGAACACUGCAGCCUGCUUCUGAAUUUACUCUGCUGGAAACUGCCAUAGGCUCAUGGCAGCUCUGAUGUUGUGGGAUGUAUGUGAAUGCUUCAAUAAUAAGUGUUCAUACGAUUUUUGGUAAAAUGGCAAUGUAAAGUCUUGCCUUCAGCAUUCCAAAAUGUUUACAUAAAUGCCUAAAAAAAUAAAAGACUUUCCUGUAAGCAUGUUUGAAACUAAAAUUUAUGUUUUAUAUGAAAAUCAACAGAAUGUCCUAAUAUAGUAACUCUUCACAAAGUUUUGAAAGAUCAGAAUUUCUAUGUCACUAGAUGGCAAGGGUGAUACAAAUCUUAUGCUAAUCUGUUCAUUAGCAUGUUCACAAACAAAGCAAGUAUUUGAAUUAGAUUUAUAAAGGUAUAGCUGAAGUUUGUUUCUUUAGGAAGGAGUUAAUAUUGUUGUCCCUAAGCAUAUGGGUAAGUCCAGUAAAAUCCACAUUGGCCAAGGUAGGUAGAAGUGAGAUUGGGGGGAUUUAUAUUAAAACAUUAAUGCCACAGGCCUCAAGUAAAGCAUACAGCAAAUAAUACCCCUACUCACUCAUUCUGUUAGGUUGAGUUAAAUAGUACAUCUAAAAAUCAACUAUGUACUUUUAGUAGAAUUUGUUUGGAGCAAAGUCUCAGAAGGAAAAGUAGCAUUACAUGUCCUAAGUACCCAUUAACUGAACAAAAAGUACUUUUACAAUAUUUGUGAGGCAAAGUUCAUAAAUUUUCUUCAAAAACCACGUAUUAUUUUAAAGUAAAACACGCAUGAAACUUUAUGGUGUUGAACCUCCAGCUAAUGUUUGUUUCCCAAAGCUGCAUAUUUCUCUAGAAAGCAAACAGCCCUAUGUAAAAGCCUGAUAUGAAAAGUGUUGGGCACUUCUUUGGAGCUGCAGGUCACCCUCAAUUACUUAUGAAAUCCAUCAGACAUGAGAGUACCUCACAUGACUUGCUGUGCUCAGCUGAGUACCAGAUGAAGUAUUAGCAGAGCUAGAAAAACAAGGUUACAGUGCCACGCAGUGAAGUAGCUCUGCAGAGACCUGAGUAAGGAUUUGCACUGUGACUUCCAAUAGGUGGCCAGCCUCAGGCACACUGGCAGCUGGGACACAGCUCCUGCUGACGCUGGGGAGAGCUGCGUUAACAACACUGUCCUGAUCUUCAGUACAGGCUUUGCUACUGAUUUUAAAAACCUGAAUCAAGCCUACAAGCACUGCUCUAUAACUCCACACAGUCAUAAUGUACCUGCUUAAGGUCUCUGACUUCAUAUGGCAUCUAUCAUCUCUUUUUACAGCUUAAAAAAGCGUUCUGCUACGUACACAUGGAGUAAGCUCAGGUGAUUUUCUAAUUAUGUACAAGUUUGUGAUAUCCCAGAACUUAGCCUAUACCUGUGAAAAGCUUUAUAAGAUACUCAGCAUUCUCAUAUGGAGAUCUACAUUAGAUCAAAUGCUAGCAAAACAAUUUUUCUUGUACCUUUUAAAGUACUGUUAUUAAAAGAAAUAAAGUAUGUAACCUACAUACUAUCCUAAUGCAAGGAUCAUCAACUCAUAUUGUAAUAAAAAAUGGCUUUUGCAAUUUUGUACUCUUCCAAAAGCUUUAACUGUGCAUUGGCUACUAGUGCAAAAUCCAUCCACACUGCUCUUGUCAGUCAGGGGAUUACACACUAUAUAGCUGUUGGUCACAUCAUGCCUCAUGUAACCUGUGAAGUUACUCAAGUUUAGUAGCACCUAUUUAGAAUGUAUGCAGUCAUUUAGCAAGCAAAAUUCUAUGGUAAUUUUGAGAUGUAUCAUUGUGUUACCAAAAUACUAAAUAAAAUUAUUCUUACACUA
Molecule: messenger RNA, 5035 nt
Organism: Prinia subflava (tawny-flanked prinia)
Lineage: Eukaryota; Metazoa; Chordata; Aves; Passeriformes; Cisticolidae
Product: cytochrome P450 1B1
Exons: 5
Coding region: 1126-2775 (549 amino acids)
Biological process (GO): progesterone metabolic process; hormone biosynthetic process
Molecular function (GO): heme binding; iron ion binding; steroid 17-alpha-monooxygenase activity
Source: RefSeq, a predicted model, not a curated record